AUGGCGUAUUGCUUCUCGUGCAGCAUCCCGAAGGAUCAGCCCGUGGCAUCCACGUCGAUCCUUGCUAUGAACACCGCGAUCACGCUGGUGAAAUACACUUACAGGCACGAAGUUUACAUCCAGGAGGCUGCCAUGCUUCGACAUCAGAUGCAACAUGGAGAUCUGGCACAGACUUCCGACAUGACACUGACGCACGAGGAAGCAAUCCAACCGGAUGCUGAGCUUGGCCACGCUGUUUCGCCAGAAGCUUGCAGAGAUUGCUGCUCAGUUGCUUUUGUGCGCAAGCUCACCGUUUGCCCACUCAGGGACCUCACCGUUUUCGACCAGAUUAUCAUCACGCCGGCAAGCAGGCACGUGAUCUUUGUUGAUCUUGCUGUUCAUCAGUGUUUGCUAGCUCUUAGGCCGAUUCCGCCCAUAAGCUCGGACCUCGAUGAACCCAGCGAUGUUUAUGGGCACCAGCCUGAGCGCCGCAGAAUGAAUUGUGAGAGCAGCGCCUUCCAUUGGCUUCCACUUGUUCUGAGGCUGAGCCUGAUGCGCCGGGACGUAGGCAGGGACACCUACACCUUCAGGUUAUGGGGGCCUGCGCCAUUUCUCGAUGUGUUGAAUUGGCAGCUGAAGAUGGGAGCCAGAGUCAGCCUGGAUCACUUCAUGCAGGAUUUUCCCAUCCAUGUCUGCAUGUACGACCUACCCGAUGGCGAUCAGAAAUCAUCGGAUGACCCGCGACACCUAGAGUCGAAGAAGCGCUACUACUUUGACUUCAUGGGCUGGAGCAACGUAGUCUCAAUUGCGCCGGCAAUAUUUCAACGUUAUGUCUUCCAGAAUGCCCCAGACGGGUUCGUGAUGCAGCUGAGCAGGCAGUUCAGCAACAACAGCUUCCACUCUUUGAACUCUGGAAGCUUCAUGUCAGUAGAGUCAACCGCUUCCCGAAGACCUUUCUGGCGGCGAUGGUUGGAUCGCUUGAGGUGGAUCCCAAAAUCUACGUGCAACUUCAACUCGCUGCCUGCUCAGCCACUUCCGGCGUAG
Symbiodinium natans is the source of this 1023-nucleotide messenger RNA. The record is from the annotation of a GenBank genome assembly. NCBI's taxonomy places the organism in Eukaryota, Dinophyceae, Suessiales, Symbiodiniaceae.